Molecule: messenger RNA, 4997 nt
Organism: Nothoprocta perdicaria
Lineage: Eukaryota; Metazoa; Chordata; Aves; Tinamiformes; Tinamidae
Gene: REST
Product: RE1 silencing transcription factor
Exons: 5
Coding region: 1-2397 (798 amino acids)
Biological process (GO): regulation of gene expression
Cellular component (GO): nucleus
Source: RefSeq, a predicted model, not a curated record
AUGAAUGGGAGUCCGUCAGCGGGCGGCGAGGAGGCGGCGGGCGAGGAGCGCCGCAUGGCCGAGCUCACCACCGUGCGCGGCGACGGCGGCGCCUUCUCGGACAGCGACGACGGCGACGACGGCCCCGGCACCGACACCGAGGCGGUACCGGCACCGGCGGCAUCGCGCGCCGAGGAGGCCGCCCGCGGCGGCGCCGGCGCCCUUCCCGUGCCCGGCAAGGGGAAGCCGUUCCGCUGCAAGCCGUGCCAGUACGAGGCGGCGUGCGAGGAGCAGUUCGUGCACCACAUCCGCGUGCACAGCGCCAAGAAGUUCUUCGUGGAGGAGAGCGCCGAGCGGCAGGCGCGCCGCAAGGAGCCCGACACCGCCACCAACACCAGCAACGCCGGCGAGGACGUGGACUUCUCCAAGGGGCCCAUCCGCUGCGAGCGCUGCGGCUACAACACCAACCGCUACGACCACUACCUGGCGCACCUGAAGCACCACAGCCAGGCGGGCGGCAGCGAGCGCGUCUACAAGUGCUCCAUCUGCACCUACACCACCGUCAGCGAGUACCACUGGAAGAAGCACCUGCGCAACCACUUCCCCCGCAAGGUCUACACCUGCUCCCAGUGCUCCUACUUCUCCGACAGGAAGAACAACUACAUCCAGCACAUCCGCACGCACACAGGAGAGCGGCCCUACCAGUGCGCCGUGUGCCCCUACUCCAGCUCGCAGAAGACCCACCUCACGCGGCACAUGCGCACGCACUCAGGCGAGAAGCCCUUCAAGUGCGACCAGUGCAGCUACGUGGCCUCCAACCAGCACGAGGUGACGCGGCACGCGCGGCAGGUCCACAACGGGCCCAAGCCGCUCACGUGCCCGCACUGCGACUACAAGACGGCCGACCGCAGCAACUUCAAGAAGCACGUGGAGCUGCACGUCAACCCGCGCCAGUUCCUCUGCCCCGCGUGCGACUACGCCGCCUCCAAGAAGUGCAACCUGCAGUACCACAUCAAGUCGCGGCACCCCGACUGCUCCGACAUCACCAUGGACGUGUCCAAGGUGAAGCUGCGGACUAAAAAGAGCGAGGCCGAGCCCGCCGAGGCCGACAAGGAGCAGCCGCGGGGGGACGCGGGCAGGAAGGGCGAGCGGGCGGUGAAGGCGGAGAGGAAGGAGGCGCCCAGCAAGGAGAGGAAGGCGGCGGGCGGCACCGGCCAGGUGACCACCCGGAGUCGGAGAUCGGCCGCGGAGAACAAGGAGGCGGAGGGCAAAGCCGAGAGGGGCACCGAGAAACCCGGCAGGGCGAAGAAGAGCAAGAGGAAGGCCGAGGCCGCUGGCUCCAGGGAGGAGCCUUCACAUGAGGAUGCGCCAGCGGUGACGAAGAAGAAAAAGAAAGUGGAAGCCAAGGGCAGAGAGGGCCGGGAGGCUCCGGGGAGCGAUGCCCUUGCGGAGGAGGAGGAGCCGCCGAAGCCAAACUCAUGCCCCAAGAGGAGCAGGAAGAAGAAAGCUCCCAAGAGCAAGCACGGCAAGAGGAGCAGCAGGGCUGGCGCCGAGAAGCUCGAGGAGGAGCAGGACCGUGCAGAGGCUCCCAGCGCCGUGGAGGAUGCGCACGGGGAGCCAGGCACUCCCCAGGACAGCAGCCCGGAGCAGGAGCUGGAACAGGAGCGGGACCAGGAGCUGCAGCAGGAGGAGAAGCUUGAGCAGAAGCUUGAGCAGGAACUGGAACAGGAGCAUGAGCUGAAGCAGGAGCAGGAGCUUGAGCAGCAGGAGCCAGUGCUUGAGCUGGAGCAGGAGCUUGAGCAGGAGGAGCCAGAGCUUGAACAGGAGCCGGAGCAGGAACUGGAGCGGGAGCCGGAGCAGCAGCCAGAGCCAGAACAGGAGCAGGAGCCGGAGGCGGCAGUGGCCACCGCGGGGCCGAGCGGUGCUGCGUGCGGGAGCCGCGUGCAGGACCCUGCGCUGCAGGAGCCGCCGYGCACGGAGCCGGCAGAGCAGGAGGCUCCCGCGGCAGCAGGGGAUGGAGGAGACGGCGCCGCGGAGGAGCGGGAGGCCGCGGAAGCCCCCGGUGCCGCGUGCCCCACGCCGGAUCCCCCGGCGGCGCCCGGCUCGCCCUGCACCGCCCGCCCGGCCGCCGGCGACCCGCACGAGGUGGACGAGGACGAGGGCAUCCACAGCCACGAGGGCAGCGACAUCAGCGACAACAUCUCCGAGGGGAGCGACGACUCGGGCCUCAACGGCGCCCGCUCGGCGCCCGAGGACGCGGGGCCCAAGGGGCCACCGGGCGCCGGCGCCGCCGCGGGGACCUUCGUGUGCAUCUUCUGCGACCGCGGCUUCGGGCGCGAGGGCGAGUACAGCAAGCACCUCAACCGCCACCUCGUCAACGUCUACUACCUGGAGAAGGCCACCCAGGGGCAGGAGUAGCGGCCGCCGCCGUCUCCAGCGCCAUGGACGUACAGCUCGUGUACACACACUGUAAAGUUUUGUUAUUUUUCUUUUUUAGCACCAUUUGCUUUAAUUAGUAUAUAUUUUUUUUCCCUUUUUCUGGAGUUGAAAAUAUUUUUGGGCUGAGUCUGUACGGUGAGCGCAGCCACCGGAGCUCCCGUUGGAGGAGGCAGGAGGGCUGGCGCCGCGGCCGCCUGUGCGGUCCCUGCAAGCACCAGACCCUGCACCAGUGUCCCAUAGCCGGGGCUACGGCUUCCCGGGAGCCAGCGGGACGUUCCCAGCGCCGUCCACGUCGCUGCUUUCUGCCCUCGCAGCCCGUUGCCCCUCUCUUAGUUCUUCACGUGGUCGCRGUGCUCCGAGCGUCGACCUCCCCCAAGUUUUGGGGCUCUGUUUUCCUGCUCCGGAGGGGAGGAGGGUUCCUGUUGCAUGGAGGAGCACUUUGUAAAACAAAUCCAAGGUGGCUGGCAGCGAACRUGACUCUUGGAGAGAAUUGUGAUUGUGAACAUACAUUUCAGACCCCCCCUAAGCACGGACCGUGGGCCAAAAUCCGGAGCAGUCCUUCCUGCUUUAGACUGGAGAACCUCUGUCUCGUUGGAUAUCUUAAUAACUAUGAUGUAUAAUUGGCUUUGUUUUGGGGAGCAGGUUUGCUCCUCUUUAUUUUCUACUCUUGGGUUUUUUUUUUUGAUUGUGCUUUAAGGGCUUGAGAUAUUGCACAUUACGUUGUUGAUCUUUACCUAUGCAGUUGAAUCCUGUAGGAGUAGCGCUUGUGCAGGACGCGAACACUUUAUACUUGCAUGUUGGGUGUGGGUGGUGUGAGCCCCGCUUUCCUCGGGAGCCCUCUGGAUCCGCUGCCUCCCGCGGGCCCCUUUCCUGCGAGAUUUGCCUGCCGCUCUCCCUGUUUCCCGGGGUGUCUUUAGCUGUGCGUGAAAUUGCUGAACUGUUUGGUUGUGUAUUUUUGACUAGCUUUAAAAUUGUAUAGUUCUUGGGUAAAAGUUACCAAUGCAAGUUCAGAACACUAUUUUGGAUUGCAGCCUGCCAUUUUCCUGGGUUUUAUCCCUUGGAAAUGUCACUUGUGAUUUUUUUUUUUGUUUGUUUUCUUUUUUAAUAUGUAUACAGGAUAUUAAUGAUAAUUUAUAAUUUGGGAUCACCGGGAAGCAGAGCGACGGCUCUCAUGGCUCAGGUGCCACAGGCUCUGCAGGGCCGGGGGAUUCCAGCCCCUUCCCAUCUCCGUGGUGGGCACCAGUCAAACUUCCCAGGCUGGAAAACGAGCAGAGCGGUAGCGCCGGGGUACAUUGGCCUGGUGCAUUGGUACCGAGCGGCUUGCGCACGGAUAAAUCCAGAGAAAAUAAGGAAAAAGGUAAAAGGACCGGUAAGCAAGGAAGCUGGCGCCGAGCCCUGCGGGGCGCCCUGCUCCUCAUCCCGUGAGGUGGCCCGGGAUGGUCUCGCUUCCCCACGGACGCGGGRCCUCCCCCUUGGCCAGGCCAGAGCGUCCGACCCUUACCGUGGCUGCGACAAUCAUCGGCAACUGGAGAUCGGGUUGCGACUCUAUUUAUAAUGCCGAACGUUGAGAAAGUGAGCGUGGCUUGGAUUGUGUCCCCUGCCCCGAACAACUCGGAGAGCGAGGAGCGGGGCUGGGGGUCCCGCGCGGCACGCAGCRACCCCUCUCCUUGCUGCCUCCAGGCCCCACACGUGUCAGCAGGGCCGGGUAAGGCAGCAACGUGGGUACCCAGCAGCGUCCAGCCUGGCUCCCGUUGAGUGUUCGACGUGGGGUGUACGGCCUGGGGAACCCCUGGAGUGGGGCGGCCCCCUGGAGCAGCGAUUCCCACCCCCAACACCAUUAACUUGCUCUGUGCGGGCUGUGCCGUUCGCCCGGCGUUGAGGUCGGAGCCGUGCGGCUCGGUGGGACCCCACGACGCUGCUCCGGAGCCAGGAGCAGCCUUCGUCCCUGCUGAGAUGCGACCCAGCCCGGGAGGGACCGGGACGGGCAGCCGGCGGGGAAGAAUUCAUCCCCCCGCAACUGCUAUUGCUGGAUUUCAAACAUCCAGGCUGGAAUUCCCAGGCAUCUAACAGAAAGAGCAAUGUUUAACUGAGAGGCCAGUUAAGAUGUGGUAACGUCAUUGAUUUCAACAGACUUAACGUAGCCGAGGAGCGUGGAGCGGGUCCAAGCGUUGCCUUGGACGGCGGCUGUGCGGAUACGGGGCGCGCGCCGGCAGUGCCGGRAUGCGGGGCGCUGCGGGAGGCGCUCGGCGUGGGUAUGUGUGUCCCUCCGGAGCGCCGCACGCCUCCGUAGGCUGGCACCGACACGUGAUGUUGGGUUGCACCAUGUUUGAUGCUUUUACAGUGCAAUACUUGUAUUCUCGGAAAUAAACCAAAGGUAAUUUCUUUUUUUUUUUUCCCCCCCUCAUGCUCUUUCUCUCCUGUAGCGCGCGUGGCAGCCUUUUCUACAUUUGUAAUAGAUGUUAAACCAAGCCAGAUCGUACAGCCUGUUUUUACCUAAAACCUGUAUAAGCCUUCUGUCCAAAACGUAGUGUAAAGUUAAACUAAGUCGCAUUAUGUUAACCCUUACACGUGUAUUUUCC